AUGGGGCUAUUUAUGAGGGAUAUAAAUCAAUGUUUUUAUAUGGGAUAUGGUACAAUUUCUGGGAGUGGUCCCAUGAAUGCUGGAGCCCAAAGCUACAGCUUGUGCAGCUUAUACGUAAAUCCAGAGCAGCAUCUUUCUGAAGGAAAAUCCGCAGCGAGAUUUGAUCAAGAGUCUCUCAUCCUUCUGUUCUUACCAUUAAGUUCUCCUUCUCCUUCCGUGACAUGGUGGCGAGAUUCUGUACUUCUCGAUGACUCGUACUAUAUCACAACGCAGGGCUACGUCAGGAACGACAUAACUCUCGUGAGGGUUCGAAGAUCGGAUCUAUCUGCCGUAUUCACCUGCCAAGCUGCCAACAACAACCUUACGGUACCAACGUCCAAUUCCGUCACACUAGACCUCAAUCUCAGGCCUCUUGAUGUCCGGAUUAUCAAUGCUCAACCCCAUUUUUCUACGGGAAAAAUGGUGACCUUGGAGUGCGAAUCUACUGGUUCCAGGCCAAGGGCUAUCAUGACAUGGUGGAAAGGAUCUCAAAAGAUUCAGUCUGGAAAUGAAAUCAUUUCAGACAAUGGGAAUCUCACCCUAAGUACUUUGUCUUUUGUGCCAACACCUGAGGACCAUGCGAAAAAGUUCACCUGCACUGCCGAAAACCCAUCCCUUCCCAACAGUCUGAUUGAAGAUUCGAGAACAAUCACAGUACACUAUAUUCCUGAGCUGAGGUUAGCAUUGGGUGCUAGUAUUCAACACACUGCCAUCAAAGAAGGAAGUGAUGUGUACUUCGAUUGCAACAUUCGCGCCAAUCCUUGGGUUUAUGACGUUAGUUGGCACUUUGAAGACAAGAUACUAUACAGCAACCUUUCCGGAGGCAUCAUUGUCAGCAAUCAGUCUUUAGUACUUCAGAGAGUUAAGAAAGAACAUAGAGGAAGAUACCAGUGCGUGGCUUCAAAUUCAGAAGGAGAAGGUCGGAGUGAAGAAGUUCACUUGGAUGUACAAUUUGCUCCCGUCUGCAAAUACGGACAAGGUGGAAUUUUUGGAAUAGCAAAACAAGAAACUCUAAAUAUCACAUGCGAAGUUGAAGCAGAUCCAACAGAUGUUCGGUUUAACUGGGCUCUUAAUAACACCGUAGAAAUGAUCGAAGUUAAAAAAUUCCUCACCGAAGGGACAACAAGCACAGUUUUCUACACACCACAGAAUAUGCUAGGAUACGGUGCCUUGCUUUGCUGGGGCACCAACAGCAUAGGAAGGCAGAAAGAUCCGUGCAUCUAUCGUGUUGUGCCAGUGGGUCCCCCAGAAACAAUGCGUAAUUGCGUGGUCACGAAUCAUACUACCGACUCCCUCCUCAUUCAGUGUGAACCCGGAUAUGAUGGUGGUCUUCCCCAAACAUUUCAUCUUGAAGUAUACAGUUCUACGAAUGAGCAUCUCAGAGGUAAUUUGACAGCUGAAGAUAGCCCAACUUUCCUGGUGGACAACUUGCUGACUGGGACAUCAUUUAUUUUGGUACUUUAUGCUGCCAAUGCCAAAGGUAGAAGCAAUUCCGUGGCACUUGUUGCAAGCACACUCAGACCAGCAGAACGGCACACAGCGGAAGAAGAUGAACCGGCUCUAAGUCCCUUUAUAGGAAUACUAAUUGGAAUUGUAUCGGCCAUUGUAAUACUUACUAUUGUCAUCAUUAUAAUAGUUAAAUGCAGAACCCGUGAAAGGCAAAAAG
This is a messenger RNA of Stegodyphus dumicola, 1705 nucleotides long. Its product is annotated as protein turtle-like. The record is from RefSeq and is a predicted model, not a curated record. NCBI's taxonomy places the organism in Eukaryota, Metazoa, Arthropoda, Arachnida, Araneae, Eresidae. Gene Ontology annotation, molecular function: protein binding.